UUGAGGUCCUUGACUACUUGAAGAAUCGUUACCAUCACAGUACGGCUUGAAGUUCUCAUCUUGAAUCGUCUUCUUCUUCUUCAACAGACGUCACCCGCUUGUUUCAAUCAGAAUGGUUGACUUGUCUACUCUAUCUCCUUCGGAGAUCACGGUGAUGGGAUCCGUGUUCUGCGUCUUGCUCUCGAUGCACUUCACCAUGCAGCUCAUAUCACAGCACCUCUUCUACUGGAAGAACCCUAAAGAGCAGAGAGCCAUUCUCAUCAUUGUACUCAUGGCUCCCGUUUACGCUAUCACCUCCUUUUUGGGCUUGCUUGAUGCCAAAGGAAGCAAACCCUUCUUCAUGUUUCUAGACGCCGUUAAAGAUUGCUAUGAGGCACUUGUCAUUGCUAAGUUCUUGGCGUUGAUGUAUAGCUACCUCAACAUAUCCACGAGCGGACAGAUCAUCCCUGAUGAGAUUAAAGGGAGGGAGAUCCACCACUCGUUUCCAAUGACGCUAUUCGUUCCUCGGACCACACAUCUGGAUCACCGCACGCUGGAACAGCUCAAUAACUGGACGUGGCAGUUCUGUGUUAUCCGCCCUGUGUGUUCCUUCUUGAUGAUAUCACUGCAGCUUCUUGGGAUUUAUCCACCGUGGCUGAGCUGGAUCUUCGCCGUUGUUCUAAACGUCUCGGUAUACUUGGCUUUGUAUUCUUUGGUGAAAUUUUUCCAUGUUUUUGCUAAAGAGUUGGAGCCUCAUAAGCCGCUUACCAAGUUCAUGUGCAUCCAAGGGAUAGUCUUCUUCUGCUUUUGGCAGGGAGUAGUGCUUGAGGUAUUGGUGGGAUUGGGGUUGAUAAAGUCGCAUCAUUUCUGGUUGGAGGUGGAGCAGCUUGGGGAAGCUCUGCAGAACGUGCUUGUGGUUCUUGAGAUGAUCGUCUUCUCCGUUAUGCAGCAAUACGCUUUCCACGUUGCUCCUUAUAGUGGAGAAACCGAAGCUAAGAUGAGAAUGAACAAGAGGGAUUGAUGAUUCCUGAGAGAAGGUUUAGACCAGAGAAUAUUUUGUUUUUGUUAAUGUGAAUCUUACUGAUUCUCUCUUACGAACAACAUGGAUACGAGUAAUAAUGUAUCUAUCUUUUGUUCUCUCUGCGCUAGUCACUAAACAUUACAAAUGUGAUUGAUGAAAGCUUGUCACUAAAAGGGAAACAAAACAAAUCUCUCUUUACUAA
Messenger RNA from Brassica oleracea var. oleracea, 1202 nucleotides. Its product is annotated as transmembrane protein 184C. Gene Ontology annotation, molecular function: transporter activity. The transcript has 4 exons. The coding region runs from base 113 to 1000 and encodes 295 amino acids. The record is from RefSeq and is a predicted model, not a curated record. Gene Ontology annotation, biological process: transport. Lineage: Eukaryota; Viridiplantae; Streptophyta; Magnoliopsida; Brassicales; Brassicaceae.